AUGGCCAACCACUCUUCCCACGACUCCGAUCCCUUCGCGGAUCAUGCUACCAUAGAGGAUGAAAGAGAAACCAUUGUCGAGUCCACCCUUAGUGUUGGUCGCAAUGCCACCCUGACUCUCGGCACCGAUUCUGUGAUAGUCCUAGAUGAGGGGAUCAGUGAAGGAACCACAAACACCCGUUCCAUUCCCUACUUCAACAUUCUCUGGGCCGAAGUAGUCAAGAACGAUCUCACCAUCCGGUAUGCCAAACCUACCUCGAAAUCCCCCCGCGGUCCCGUCGCAGUCGCCUACAUCAAUUACACCCUUGAGAAUUACACAUCUGCCGAAGACAAAGCCUCAAGAUGGGUCCAACGAUUACUAGCCCGCUCCUACGGACACUCGCAACGAAACAAGAGAAUAAAACUCCUAAUCAACCCAUAUGGUGGUGUGGGAAAGGCGGAGAAGCUGUACUCAAAAGAGAUCGAGCCCAUUUUUGCUGCUGCACGUUGUGAAGUUGACGUUGAGAGAACCACCCAUUCCGGCCACGCCACAGAAAUCGCCGAGAGGUUGGAUAUCAAUGCCUUUGAUGUUCUGGUCAGCGCCUCAGGAGAUGGACUUCCCCAUGAAUGCUUCAAUGGCUUGGCCAAGAAGCCCAACGCUGCUGAGGCGUUGAGAAAGGUGGCUAUAGCUCAGCUGCCAUGUGGUAGUGGUAAUGCUAUGUGUUGGAAUCUGAACGGCACCGGAGAAUGCAGUACGGCCGCAUUGUGUAUUGUCAAGGGCAUUCGCACACCUAUGGACCUAGUCAGUGUCACUCAAGGCGACAAAAGGACACUGUCAUUUCUUUCCCAAUCCCUGGGAAUAGUGGCCGAAAGCGAUCUGGGCACCGAGAAUGUUCGUUGGAUGGGCGAGUCAAGAUUUGUAUACGGAUUUCUGAUCCGUCUCCUCGGAAAGACACUCUAUCCCUGUGAUAUUGCCGUCAAGACUGAGAUCGAAGACAAGCAAGAAAUAAAACGACAUUAUGCUCGUGAAAGAGCCAAAGCACAGAUACCCACUUCCAUCUCUCGUGCAGAUCUCGACACUCCCCUCGAUGCCUCUACCAAUCUCGGUCUCCCUCCUUUACAAUACGGCACAAUCAACGACCCUUUACCAAUUGGAGAUGGGUGGUCACCCCUGACACAUUACCACAACCUGGGUAAUUUUUAUUGUGGAAACAUGAACAUAAUGUCCGCCAAUGCACCCUUCUUCCCGGCAUCGCUUCCUUCGGAUGGCCUCUGCGACCUUGUCACGAUAGACGGAGAUGUAUCACGUCUCACAUCUCUUGACCUUCUAAUGUCCGUCGAAAAGAACACCUUCUUCGACAAGGACGUGGUGCGCAUUCGCAAAGUAAAGGCUGUUCGUCUCAUCCCUAAAUUUGGUCGACACGUGCAGAAAAGUGAGAACACGGAUCGACAAGGCCGCUUAGGGCAACUACUGGAUCGCUGGGGCGUUUCUGGUGAAGGUCGGAAUGCUAACCGAGAUGGCGGCUACUUCAGCGUUGAUGGUGAACAACUCCCAUUCGAACCAUUUCAAUUGGAGUGUCAUAAAGCGCUUGGCACUGUGCUGAGUAGACAUGGCGGUGUCUAUGAAGUCGAUGGACCCAAAGGCUGGGACACCAUAGAUAUAAGUGGUGAUGAACGCGGUAAUUCCUUACCGAGAUAG
Messenger RNA from Exophiala bonariae, 1677 nucleotides. RefSeq lists its product as uncharacterized. Bases 1 to 1677 code for a protein of 558 amino acids. Gene Ontology annotation, cellular component: membrane; intracellular membrane-bounded organelle; cytoplasm. Gene Ontology annotation, biological process: sphingosine biosynthetic process; phosphorylation. The record is from RefSeq and is a predicted model, not a curated record. The transcript has 3 exons. NCBI's taxonomy places the organism in Eukaryota, Fungi, Ascomycota, Eurotiomycetes, Chaetothyriales, Herpotrichiellaceae.